UGUUUUCUAAAGUUGCUCUUUUUUUCUGCCUUUUAAACCAAGCCUAACUUCUAUGCAUCAACAUUUGGACAGGCUUUGCGCCUAUCCUCAGCAUCUCACCCUCCAGCUGGCGGAGAGAAGCAGGAUAAGGAAGCUGCAGUUGCUGGCGCACCAGUACAUGAUCCCAGCCAGGGUUGAAUUUCAUGUUGGAGACAGCCUUCCUGAUGUCAGCCCUUCAGGCUUUCCUGGACAGUUUCGUAGACUUGGGUAUGUGUCGUUGUCGGAUAACGAGAAGACCGGUUUCAAAGCGCGGGAGCUAAAGUCGGUCCAUGUUGACGCCGUCGGAAUGUAUCUGAGAAUUACCCUCCACAGGAACCAUGGCAACCGUUACAAUCGCUACAAUCAGGUUGCCCUGGUUGCCAUCAACGUUCUGGGGGAUUCUCUGGAUGGCGGCACGUUUCACUCCACGCCAAGCAGGGACCAGCUGAUCGAACCGUACCUCAACAGCACCCAGCAGGAAGCUGCGUUGGACACGACCUUCAUGGGCAAAUGUUCCUCAAUCUCCCCGUUCGAUGACUUGGCCUUCGACAUGUACCAGGACCCGGAGGUCGCUCACAUCAUUCGUCUCUUGGACCAGAAGAAGCAGGACGUGGUCCGGCAGGAGAACUUUGAGGAGGCUAAGACGUUGAAGCAAGCCAUCGCAGACCUUCAGAAGGUCGGCGAGCGUUUGGCUCGUUAUGAUGUGGAGAAGAAAUACGCAAUCGAAAAAGAGGACUAUGACCUGGCCAAGAGGAAGAAGGAGGUGAUGGAUGAGUACAGGAAGAGCGUCUACCAACAGCUGGAAGUUCACAACCUGCUGGACAUGACAAUGAUCACCAGGCCAGCAGACUUGUCCUCAGCACGAGGUCCUCCACCUCUUCUGCCUUCUCCUGCUGAUGGGUCAGCCCCCACUAAGCCUCCGUCGUCCACAGGUGACUUUAGGAAGGGGAGGAAGAUAAGCCCUCAUCGCCAUCAGCAACCAGCCACACAGUCUGCUGCGCCCAAGCCUAGCAGCCAGCCUGACACAUCUCUCACCCUCGCUGCCCUACCUGACCUUAAUAUUACCGGCGUGCCUUAUGACGAGAGGCCCCUGCCAGCCCUUCAGUGGAAAGAUAGACCAGUGGAAAGCAUCCAGACCCCAUCAGCGGAGAGCUCCCCUAAAGGUGACGCACAAAGGUCCCCACGUGGCCCCGACGUGAGCGGUGAGCCAGAGCCCCUGACGGAGAAAGCCCUGAGAGAGGCCGGCCUUCCCAUAGAGGCCUUCGGAGAGAGUCUGGUGGCCGCUGCAUACUCUAAAACCUGGUGCCACAGAGAAGACGCGCUGCUCGCUGUGCACAACAAACUGUUGGACGUAGUCUCCACCGCCGGCAAAGACGAGCUGCGAAACAUGAUCAGAGCGGCCGUCUUCCUGGUGAAGAAGGCCCUUCUGGAUAAAGUUUCAUCCGUUUUUCACGCCUCACUGAAGCUACUGGGGUUAUUACUGAACCAGCUGAUCCCGGGCCUGGGCCUUGGCCGGGCUGAGGUGACCCACUGCUUGGAGCACACCUUUCCCAGCCUGCUGGCGAGGACGGGAGAUUCCUCUCACCGCAUACGGGCCGCUGCCAUCGCGCUCAUACAGGAAAUUGCUGUUGUGAAGGACAUCAGGGCCCUGCAGAUCAUCCCUGGUGAAUUAGUGAAGCCAUUCAAAAACAACUUCCCCUCUUGCCUGGCUCAAAGUCGGGCCGAGCUGCUGGAGAAACUCCUUGUGGAGCUGGGUAUAGACAACUCUGGCUUCACCCUGGAAAACGUCAUCACGUUCUGUAUAGCUGCUCUGGAGCACAGGGCCAAAGGGGUUCGAGAGCUGGCGGUACGUGUCAUCUUAUACCUGUACGAGCAGCACAGAGGGGCCGUUCUCAGCUACCUUCCUCCUAAUGAUGCUGCGGCACGGAAGAACUUCCUCUACAAAACCCUCUUUGACGGAUUUGGAAAGAUCGAUGGAAAACUUUCAGAACCUCAGGCUGUGAAAAAGGGUGUUAGGCAGCCAUCUGGACAAAAGGAGAAGCAAGAAAUCCACUUCCUUCAAGAGCAGCUGGCCACCUUGAAAGACAUCACAGAAAGAGAGAAUGAAAGCACCACAGGUGAAACCUCAAAUAAAGAGCUCGACAAAUUGGAGAAACAAUCCCCAAAAGGUGCCAAAACAAGUGUCACCGAAGGGCCUCAGAGCAAGACAACCGAUUGUGUAAAUGCACAGCAAUCUAUCGAGUAUCUGGAUAACAUGUGCAUUUUCUGUGGCAAAAAAGACGAGUCAUUCACAGAGGAUGGAUUGGACCUUCACUACUGGAAACAGUGUCUGAUGCUGCAGCGCUGCGAUGAGUGUAGACAGGUAGUUGAGAUAGCCAGCCUCACAGAGCACCUGCUGCGGGAAUGUGAAAACAGGUCCAGGUUCAGCCAGUGUCCACGCUGCUCAGAAGCUGUGCCCACUGAGGAUCUCACCGGCCAUGUCCAGGGUUCAAAAUGUAACCCGUUUAUUUCAGGUAAAGGCUCCGACUCCAACCACUGCCCUUUGUGUCACAACAACUUUCCACCAGGAGAGGAGGCCUGGAAGGCUCACCUCAUGGGCAGAGAGGGCUGCAAACUAAACGCACGCAGGACUGCGGUGUCCCAACGAACCCAGCCAGCACAAGGUAAGGCUGCUGGCGGAACAAAGCAGCCGUGGCCGGUCAGGGCCGGAGCCGGAACCAGGACGGGCCCCGUGGGCCGGGGCAGCCGGAUCCCGUCCCUGGCGCCCAUGGCGAGAAGGAACGCGGCGGGAAAGCGCUGACGCCGGUUGGCCACAAACUCCAUCCCCUAACGGCGGGACCUGACCAGCAGAAACAACCCGGCCGGUGGGAGAACCGUCGCUUUUCUGGCUCAAGACGGCGACUAGAUGGACACAAAACUGCAUUUAUCAUUCAGACAAUACGGUUCAGCCUGUUGGGUUUGAAACAGAAACUACAUUUGUAUCAAAGUAUCAGCUGACUCGCUCUGUCCUGUCCGUAGGUUAAACCUCUACCAUCAAACACCUGUGGGGUCAGUAUAUAUGAGCGCACUGUGUGCUGGUAAACGAUACGCCCUCAGAAGGCUUCUGGUGUCUUAACCGCUUGUCUUUCACGGUGAUCGCCGCUGUUCGAGGCGGUUAUAUUCUGCUUAGGAGGAAAUCCCCGUCAGUUUGCACUGUAUAGCUGUAGAUAGUUUUACUGAUGGAGGGUAAGUUGGAAAAAUAAAGCCAUGGUGAGGAUAUUGCUGAUUUGUUGUUCCCAGCUAAUGGGGUGAAACUCAAAAGCAUGUGACGCGACAUUUCCAGCCAUCUGCAUCUUUCCAGUGAAACUUGUUUGCUUGGUCAUGGCCCACACCUUCCUCAGUGCAGGCGCGCCUCUGGUCUCCAGUUUCACCGAGCUGAGACCAUUUUCAUUACAACCCCACGACGUCACCGAGGACAUUUGUUUUACCUUGGUAAACCUUCUGUGUGAAGUUUUCACGUUUCCCACUACGGUAGUGAAAGCCACUCUGUGAUUCUACAAGGACGGAGAUUUCUUUUCUCCCAUUUUUUUUUAUUUAACUUCACAUCACGAUAAAAAAAAAGUCCACUUUGAUACUCGCUUGUAUAGCAUACAGAUAAAACCAUAUAUUUACAUACCCUGUAUAAAAAUAAACAACACAUUUUUCUCACCGUCCGACAUCAAAGCAGACUAAACGUUUCCUGGUUUAGGUCAGCGGGGUUACCAAAAAAAUGUCUGUUUGCUAAACAUUACUUUUUUAAUUACUUUCUUUAUAUGCAGAAGCUUAGAUGCACUGAGAUUGUUACGCCUUUGAACACGUUUGGAAAGCCCUGAAGAUGGUGCCAUGGUUAUGAUUUGUAAAACUCUGUUAAUUUCUAACGUUUGAGUUCACUGAAGGCACACCGGUGUGUUUGUUGUAAGGAAACACUUCAAACCCCACCGCGUCCUGGUGUGACAUCAUGGAAAAAAUUGAAAAGGAAUCAGCAAAGAUAUCAGGAGGGGAAUGGUGGACCUCCUGCUGCUGGAAGGACUGGUGCACUUCCCAGCAGCUCAUUACACAGACCGGUUGUCUUUACACGCUUCUGGGGUUCAAACCCGGGUCGCCCACAUCAAAGACGCAGACGGCCCACUAUACCACGAAAGGGACGGCAUUGUGAGAAACGAGUGUUGUGUCAAAAUACUGAAACAUAGGGGUACAUGACCCGUGGCCGGUUUGAGUCCUGGCCCUUGGACCUCCGUCGCUCGUCUUCUUCCUCUGUCAGCCACAUUUCCUGUCCGCCUACUGUCAAAUAAAGACCACAAAAUAAAAAAAAAUUAAAUAUUGACUAUCUUCUCAAGCUAUUGACCAGGAAGUUAAAGCUGGGGCACCGAUGGGCCAGUCAUUAAAAUUGCGGGCGGAGCUGAAAGUGUAAACCAGUUCUGUCACGAGCAUCAGGCCGGAGGCGCUGUGAGAGCUUUGUGGAAGGAGAGACCUAAAUGUUACACCUAAAGUCAGACAAUUUAAAGGGACUUUUAAAUUAGAAAUAAAGAAAUGUGUAUAUAUUAACUUUUAAAUGUAAAGAGAGAAGUAAAAGUGUUAUCAAAAAUAAUGCGUUUGCAUUUAGCAAAAAUAAACUUUGGUAAUCCUGACUGACUAUAAUCGUCAAAUCUUUAGUUGAUUUAACGUCACAGUGAGGAAGAAAAACACGUCCUUUAAUGAUAACAACCAUCUUUGUUUGUCAUUGCAAUUAAAAUCCCUAAGGGGAUGAGUUACAGGUUUUUCUUGUUAUAAGAAAAGAAAAAAACGUUUAUUAUUAUUAUUAUUAUUAUUAUUAUUAUCAUCAUUAUUAUUAUUAUUAAUAAUAAUAAUAAUAAUACUGAUGUUUUCUUUCUUUGACUUAAAACAGUGAACCAGGGCAGUUGUCCACUUUAUGUUAACAUUUCAUUUUCAGUUAACACAAAAAAGGUGUUUGUUAGCUUAAAAUAAAAGUGCUUUUCUAGUAAACACUACAUGAUCAUUUGUUUUCAACCCAGCAAACACCUUUUUUUUCUGUGUUAACUGGAAAUUAAAUGUCCACAUCAGGGGUGAACAACUGCCUGGUUCACUUUUCCGUGUGGGAACGAAGCAGCACUUUGCCAAAGGAGUCGUGUUAUAAAGAUAAACAGAGUAGUUAUUUUCCUGAAGUUGCCCAGUGACAAUCUUACAAGUGAAACAUAUGAAAUAACGUCUUUAGUUGUAGAGAGUGUUGAAAUAAAAAUAAUGACACGAAGCAAGAUGAUUGCACCACGUAGAGGCGAAGUUGGCCUUUGACCGCUAAACAACUCAAACUAAAGACAAUAAAGCUAAUAAUUAAAGCUAAUUAUUCUCUGUAAUUAUUCUAAAGUACAAAUGUUUAGACAGCGCUAAGUGAAACUCGUGUGACAGGCUCUUGUGUGUGAAUAUGAAAGCUGGGGUGACAUGUUGUCGUAAUUCCAAUGUAUUCUUGAUCUGUAGGUUUGGCACUUUGGUGAGCUGUUCGUCUAAUUUCAAAGAAGACUAACAGCACGUUAGUGUCGACUCUAAUGUGCUUCUCCUGUGAGAUCGUGGUAACAGUUGGCUUUUCGUGGAGCUUUCUGUGCACUCUAGUCAGUGUUGUUAUGCCGUGUUUGCUUAAUAGAGCUAUCUUUUUUUCAGUGCAAAUGUGUUUGUAUGUGUAAAACAAAGCUGAAUUAAACAGAAUUUUGCAAAUGAGUUGAAAUCA
Molecule: messenger RNA, 5755 nt
Organism: Fundulus heteroclitus (mummichog)
Lineage: Eukaryota; Metazoa; Chordata; Actinopteri; Cyprinodontiformes; Fundulidae
Product: centrosomal protein of 104 kDa
Exons: 20
Coding region: 53-2818 (921 amino acids)
Cellular component (GO): cilium
Source: RefSeq, a predicted model, not a curated record